AUGAGUCUGUGUAAUUGUUUCCGGAUAUACCGGACACCGGGAAUGUGGGCUCUCCUGUUGGCUGAGGAAUUGCAUGAAACUGCAAUCAAAAGAAAUCAAUGGCCACAGGAUAAAAAUCCAAAUAGCAUGACCAUAGCGUGUCCAGUACUUUGCAUGGAAGUAUUAAUUAAGUGGACAGUGGUCAUUCGAGGAGUUUCAACGCAAUGUCUCUCCUACCCCUCUUAA
Molecule: messenger RNA, 225 nt
Organism: Loa loa (African eye worm)
Lineage: Eukaryota; Metazoa; Nematoda; Chromadorea; Rhabditida; Onchocercidae
Exons: 2
Coding region: 1-225 (74 amino acids)
Source: RefSeq, a predicted model, not a curated record